CAGUUAAAUAGUGCGCCAUUGAUUACAGAUGAGACUAUUAAAGGUCCGUCUGAAAGGCCUUUAAACCCGACGCCAACUGUCGUUAACUUUUCGACUGAGAUCUCUCAAAAGUACAACACUACAAGCAAGGAGGUAAUAAUAAUUAUCAAAAAGGCUUUAAAGGUUGGAAUGCCUCUGCACUGCAUCAUUUCUAAGAACAUGUCAUUUAACUGGGUAGACCUUUUGCAUGAUGUUUACUACAUUAAAGUACGGGUAUUUGUAUUUUAUUUGCCACACAUAUCGCGAUGACAAUUACAAAAAGAUACAAAAAAUGUAGGAAGAAAUGGCGAGGAUGCCUAAAGGAAACUAUAAACCUUAUGUUAAUUAGGCCUCCUCAAUUACAAUUUUUCAAAGAUAGCAUAAAAAGUACGGCGACGGAUACAAAAUAUUAUUAGAUGGAAAAUUAAAAUAACAAUCAAUAUUAAGGAAGUUUACAAAUGUUGAAUUAAUUAAUCAGUUUUUUUCCAAGAUUUUUGUUGGAUUAAACGAAUAGUUACUACAAAUAAAUGCCUUAAGUGCUCUUUUAAAGGAAAAAGGGAAGGAAGCGUUGAUGAUGUGGGUGUUUAAGGUUUUAUAAAAUUUAAGUCCUUGAUAAAAUACCGAAAAUUGUUUGAUUUGAGUACGACAGAAAGGCAGACGAAAUUUACAAGAGUUUCUUGUAUUAUACGAAUGAAUUUGACUUUUUAAGUUAAAUUUACAAUGAAAUUUCAAAGGUGGAGUAUGGUUUUGAUAGAAGUACAUGAAUAAGUUUAGUUGUAUUAAGUAUAUAUCAUGUUCGUGCAUAGAAAGGGGUUUUAGCUGUAGUUCAGAUCACUCGUUUCUGUAAAAUCUCAAGACGAAUAGGGUAAUUAGUUCUGUAAGUAGAGGCCCAAACUUAGUUGUAGUAAAAAAGGUAUGGAUAGGCUAGAGAAAAAUACAAUGUUCGUAAAGUUUUCGUAGAUAAAUAGAAACUGGUUUAUUUACGAAUAAUUCCUAUUGAUUUAUAAACUUUAUUAGCGAGAUUAUUGAGAUUUCAGAUUUCCAAUUUAAAUUUUCACCCAUGAUUACUCCGAAGAAAAAUGUUUGUUUUACCUCGUAAUCAAUUUUUUGGCCAUUAAUUAAAAGCUGAAUAGUUUGAUUUGUACGUUUUUGGCAUGGUUUAAAUACAAUAAAUUUGUUUUUUUUCUCAAGUUUAAUGAAAGCCUGUUAGGUCUAAACCAACUUAACAACUUAUCUAGCUCAGCGUUCAGUGUAUUAGUCAAGCAGUUUUUUAUCCUUGUGAUUUCUACUCUACAUCGUUGAUGUAGAGCAGAAAAAAACAAAGGCCCUAGUAUUGAACCUUGGGGAACCACACUCAUGAUAUUAGCACGAGAGGAAACAUAACCAUUGUAUUCUACAAAAUGAAGUCUGUUGGAAAAAUAGCUCCUAAUCCAUUUCAGAGCCAAGCCACGUAUACCACAGUGUUCAAGUUUAUCAAAUAAGGUGGAAUGAUUGACGGUAUCGAAAGCUUUCGAGAGAUCUAACAAGACACCAACCGCUAAUUCAAAUACACUAAAUACAACUAGCAGUCAAAGCAGGACUUGAACCCGGGGCCCGCGAAUUGCAAGUCCAACGCUCUAGCCACUCGGCCAUGCACGCCGCCUGCUCCCAACAUAGAGCUGAAACCUAUUGUAGAAACACAAAGAUAAACACCUGGUAACAUUUGUGCCAUUUGUUGAGUUGGGAAUUUCCUCCCAAGUUUGAGCAUUUACCACGUCGCAUUAACAAAGCUAUCGAGAAAAAGUUACCACAGCUGUAUUAUUUAAAGUUCCUGAUUUGUUAUGAUUUAUGUUUUAUUCACAUCUGCGUCAUCAUGGCAACGUAAUGACGCCAUUACGAUUUUUUUCCUUGCUUUUGUAUUUCUCGGUACUAGAAUUGUUUUUCAUAAAUCUCUUAAGGGACCUUAUAUCCCUCUUCGCUGCCUCGAUCAGGGCAAAUUUAAACAAUUUCUAUGAGAGCGUUUUGGAAAUAUUUUGGAACGAAGUUUAAAGGGUCACAGAAAGAGUGAAUAACCAUACUAUCAACAUAAUGGGUAAUAUCUAAAGAAAAUGAAGCGGUCUGGAAAAACAGUUUCAUCUCAUAGUGGUUCGAUUCCAUUUGAAACUGUAAAAGAAAAAAGAGGGGUUCCUUUGGCCUAUUUUGAGAAAGAAGAAUUUGAUUAGCGUGCCGCAUUCAGUUGCGUUUGUUACCAUUGUUGAAUGCAAUUUGGUUCACGUCUACAAAUUUCACGGUAAUUUAGAAACCGCUCGAUAAUUUUUUUAAACAACUUUACAAUCCUGAGAUUAAUCUUUGAUUUAUAUUGCCUCCAGGUUUCAAGGACAUUAAAAACAACAAUAUCACAAAUUUUCCCCAGAUUUUGUGUUCACAAGUAAGCGUCCUCGACUCAUUAUUCACUAGCAUUGUUUUCAAGUUUCAUAUACACGUGGGCAACUUAGGAAGACAAAUAAUUUGCAUUCAAAAGGACCCUUCGUUUCAAAAUGUUUCCAGAACGCUCGUCACAGAAAUUCUUCCACCUUGCCACAUGUGAUCGAGGCAGUGAAUGGAGGAAUAAGCUCCCUUAAGCGAUUUCCGAAAAACCAAAAAACAUUCUGGUACAGAGAAAUACAAAGGCAAGUAGUAAUAAUAUUGUCACUCGACCGUUAAAGUGUAUAACUCCUUAAAAAUUGUUCUUAAACGGCAGAAAUUUUAGCUCUAACAAGAGAAACUUUUAGAGAUUUUUUCUUCCGGUAAGCAACAACUGGGGCAUUAGGAUAUGUUUGCGCGAGCGUGUCGUUGCCUGUAAUAAGGUGCCAGUGUUUCAUUAGAAUCUUUUUUUGAGAUUGGAGUAGCAGGGUUGAAAGUCGUAACGAAAGGCAAAAUCUUUUUUUAAGUUUUAGGUUUAUCUAGUAAAGCCGUUUUGCGUUAUUCGAAACAAACCUCGGCUAGGAUUGUUUCGACGAGUUCCUAAGGGUAACCUCGUUCUAUAACGGGAGUUAAGAAUUAUUUCUUCUUUAACGCGAUGAUUCCUUAACCGAGUUCGUUCGAAGUAAGCGUAAAGCUUCUCCUUUAACGCCCUUCUUAACACCGAGAGGGUGGCAUGAGGAGAAAUGCGUGUAUUGGAAUGUUUCUGUUGGCUUAAAAUGUGUCUGAACAUCAAGUAUUUUACCUUGAAUGAGUCAUGGUCCUUCAAAACUUCAGUGUCAAGGAAAACAAUAUGUUUUGAUGACAUUUCGUGUGUAAAUUUAAUGUUUGCUUGGAAAGAGUUCGCGAAGUCAAUACAAUUUUUAUUGAUUUCGGUUUCCGAAGUAGUCCACACCGAGAAUAUGUUAUCAAUAAAUCUUCUCCAUAGGAAUGGUUUGUAAGGACUUGCAUUUAAAAGUUGUUUCUCAAUGUGUGCCAUGAAAAUGACUGAGAAAGCAACCGCCAUCUUGGUGCCCAUUUCUAUGCCGACUGUCUGUAGGUAGUGUUUGUCGUUGAAUUUGAAAGAAUUUUCUGCUAGAAUCAGCCGCAUUAAGUCUCCCAAAAAUUAAGUAGGGAUAGGUAGAACAGGCUGAUAGUGUUCUUCGUAGAAGCGACAAACGAUUUCGAUUCCCUCUUCCUGGGGGAUGUUAGUGUACAGAGGACACACAUCCAGUGUAGCUAAAAUAGCUGCCUCUGCCGUGGGAGUGGCGUGUUUUUUAAUGAAGUUUAUAAAGUGCGUAGUAUCCUUGAUGUAAGACGCUUGUUUUUGAGCGAUCGGUUGUGGACGCGAAUCCACAAAACUAGAAAUGCGUUCUGUGGGACCACCACUACCAGCGACGAUAGGUCUGCUGACGGGAAUAGCUUUGUGUAUCUUGGUCAGCGAGUAGAAUUCCGGUAUUCGUGGUGGAUUUUGGCCUAAACUAAGCCACUUGUGAGUCAUUUUGUCAAUAAGCCCGUUUGUAAAAAGAGCGUUUAUAAUUGUUAUGACUUUAGUGGCUGUUUCGGAUACAACAGGUCGAGUAAGGGGUUUGUAGAAAUUCUCGUUAGAGACUUGUAAUAGCGUCAUUGCGUUGCCAAGGAAGGUGACUUCGAUGUUAAUAAAACAUAUAUAGAUCGUAACAAACUUUCAUCAUUAUACAAUACAGCUGUAGUGAUAUUUUUCCGAUAUCUUUGCUUAUGGUGACGUAGUAAAUACUCAAACUAGGGAGUUAUCCUCCCCAAAAAAUCCAGUCUAGUCACCUUAACCGUUUCAUUAACGGCAUAAAUCAUUCAACAACAAGGGUAUUUCGAAAGUCGUUUCUAAUGUUUCAAAUUUAACCCACAUGCAAACGAACCAAAGGCCACGUAGCUCUUCGCUCUCAUGAACUGUAUCGUGGUAUAUCCUAUAUUGUUUGUUAUUUCAUACUGUAGAAGUUAUUGUACUAAAAUCUACUUUUUUAAUGUCACUAUCAUUAUAGCCGGCGGAGCCCUCUAUUGAAAAAAUAAAAGCUAUCCUCACGGCCGACAACUGCGCUCAUAUAUAUUAUGACCAGGUAAUGUUUUUGAAGAAAUCACGUACGAAAUCUAUUCACUUAUCACCGAAAACAAGGCCAAAUGUUCUACUGUACUUUAGUAAGAAUCCAACAAGUGGUCUAUUAUCAAUGCUGCGUUCUGGUUGGUUGAGUUACUACCAGGCUAUAUGUUAUAGCCCACUAGUAGCGAAAAGCGCCGGCUUUGAAAACCAAAAGAGUGGCGGCUGAAUAGCGUUUUGCUAGCUAAAGUUGUUUUGUCUCGAUAUUUUACUAAAACAAUUAUUCCUCUCGCCCUCAUGGCCUCUGAGUCAAUAGCCCGUUCGGCCUUCGGCUUUAUGGGCUAUUGACUCAGAGCCCAUUCGGGCUCGGGGAAUAAUUGAUAGUUAUCGGAAGCAACUGUCUUUGGCCCUUGUGAAGUCCAAGGGAAAUGGGGGUGUGCAUUGGAAGGUUUUGUACCCCCUUUGUGAUAUCAUGGAUAUUUUGAAACAGUGACGAGGAAAAAAAAAACAUCUUAACAUUUCUUGACCAAGACGCGGAACAGACUCGUGAAGAAUUAGGGUCAAGAGUUAUGAAUGUAUGAAAAUCAAAUAUGUGAACUGCAAGGUGAAGAAUUAUAUGAAAGAUGAUCACCGCAGUUAAAGAGGUCCUCUAACUCUUGAGUUAGGGUCAAAUAACGUAGCGUUUUAUGACCCAAAACAGUUUUUCAGAUACUUCUUAUGCCUCAUGAAAAACUGAAAGAUUUUGGUAGUUGUAGUAAAAUAAAGUCAUAAUGAAAUUGCAAUUGUCGAUUUAUUGUUGUUUUUCAGGAAAAAGACGUCAUUGAAAUACAAAUAGCUGCUGCCACUAACAAACACCACAAAGUCCAAACGGACCUAGAGUUGGUCCUUCUUGGAGUAUCUGUUGUUGCAGUGAUCCUGUCUCUCAUAAUACUUACCAUUAUAAGGUACUAACUUAACGGACUUAAACUGAAAAAUGCGUCUCUUGUGUGUUUUUGUGAUCUUCACUAAAGGUUACUUUACACUUGAAAGUUUUCAACUGAUAUCCUUACGAAUAAUGAUUCUUAAAAAUACGCAACCUUCUAUAGCCAACGAAGACGGUCGCUUUUCAUCGCUAAAAGGACGCAAGAGACGUCCAUGCCAGCACGAAGAAUCCGUUGAAAGCACUGUGAAAAAAAUAGGGCUACUUACCAUUUUUUUUAUUCUUUCUAUAGGGUUAAAAGCAGCGAGAGAAUUUUCGUUCAUAAGAAUCUUCUCUUUUCUCUUGGACUUGGUAACCUCGUGUAUAUUUUGGAUAUCGCCUCAUUUUCGUCACGGAUGGAUCAUAUUGUAAGCUGUCUUAAGUUUUUAUGGUUUAAGUUCCUAAAGUCUACAAGCUAUGUGUUAGAUUAGUUGUCCCCUUUUGAUCUUAUCAGUAAUGUAAUGCAUAGUAAAAAUUCUUCACAACGGCAUUCUGUCCAUUGGAGACUAAUUUGAGGUCUGCAGCUCGCAGUUAUGCAGGUUUUGUGAAAUGCAACUCUAACAAUACGAGAGAUGGGAAGAGAAAGUUCGUUAGAAAGCAAGUUAAAGGUGAUUAACUCAUAAUCCUUACAAGAUCUUAUGAUUCACAGCAAGAAUAUAUUCAGAAUUUUUAAGGGUUUAUAUUGAAAAAUUAGCCUCCGUUGACAUAUUCAGCAUUAAACAACUAUAAAAUCACACUGUUGGGAGAAAAAAUCUGAAAUAUUUGGGAGGCCCACUAUUUGUUUAAUACUCUAUCAAUUUCGGGUAUUUUACGCUGGCAUCUCAACAUUUUUGCAUCAUACAGGUUUCCUUGAUCUCCAGUUGCAAAAAAGGACUAAUUGGUGGUUCAAUUGUUUGAGUUGGCAGGCAUUUUUUUUGUUAGUACGCAAGACUGAGAAACCCCCACAAACCCUUGUUUUCACUAAAACCGCUGGAAAAAAAAACCUCCCCUGGUCCUGGUUACAUUGUCACAUUCUGGAUAACCAGAUUGGCACCAGGCCCCAGUUGUUCAAAAGCUGGAUACCGCUAUCCAUCGGAUAUAUCACUAUCCAGUGGAUAAGUAUUUAUAGGGAAACCAAUUGCUCUAUACGCCUUUUGAACAACUGGGGCCUGAUCACAAUCAUAAUGAUUCCCAAAAAAAUAAUGACGAGUUUAUUUCUGGUAUAGGUGUCAUUUUUAGCUUAUAAUGUUUAUAAAAAAAAUAUUUAAGUAAAUGGAUAACAACCCUACGAAUCAGAUACUGGUCUUCUCAGUUUUUCUGUCAAGAUUAACGUGCACGUGGGUGAUGCUAGCUGUAUAGAGCCUUUUCACAUGACGUCACGUCCGCCAUGAACAAUCAAACGGCGUCCAUGUGGGUGUCCCUACCAUUCCUGUGGGAAUUUAACUCUUUUCACAUGUGACUGCUCUCUUGUGUCGCAAUAGGCUGGGGUCAUUUGCUUAACUGCUGGUCACGUGAGUGAAAACGCUCUAUUUACAUUACCAGGCCAGAAAUUUAAACAAUAUUGACUCAAUAUUGAAAUUUUGAUCAGUAUUAAGUAAUGCAUAUCUCUUUGAGUUGCGACUGAAUGAAAGUGUAUUACUCGGUCCAAUCGUCUCCCGAAAGAAAAACCAUUUAAUAACUAAAUAUUAAUUUAAUUAAAGAGGUGAAAAAAGAAUAAAUUUAAAGGAGGUUUUGUAUUUUAGGUCCUUUGUUGCUUGGUUACCGUGAUUCAGCACUAUCUUCACACAUCUCUGUUUACUUGGAUGCUGGUGGAAGGAAUCAAUCUUUACAUAGAGCUGGUUAAAGUCUUCUCAGUCAGAAAACAGUAUCUGUCUUACCUGAUGAUGGGAUGGGGUUCGUAUCUUUAUAUUUUUACGAUCAGACCAGAUAUGACAUGUUCAGUUUGCUUGAAUACGAGAUCCUUUGAUCAAGUGAUUUUGAUUAAGAGAAUUAUGUCAUAUUAUAUCGUCAUAAUAUUAUAACAUACUUGAUAUUCAAGUGAAAGGUUAAUCUAAAGAGAUUAAGAAAAUUACUGGGGAAGAACUAGGACUUUAUAUGUUUGCCACAAAACUUUAUAUCACGUGACCUAAGCCUACAUGUGACUUCACGCGGUUCUGUCGGUUACAAAAUACCACUGAAAGUAUUUCAAAGAAUUCAUAAAUGGAAGCAAUUUAUUGCAGGAUUGUUUCACCAGUUAUUAAAAUUUAGAUUUUAAGUGAUAUAGUUUGUAAAAUGUUCCCAGUAUAAAAUAUUGAAUGAACAAGAACAAGAAGAAGAGUAAUAAAUAGGAAAUACAAAGGUUUAUAAGAGUUGAUGAGUAUCUCACUGUCAAGUAUCUCACUGUCACUGUAAAUGCGAAUAAUUCUCCCUUGGUUAAUACAUACAUAUGUAUCUCGGAUUUAAUGAGUAGCAGUUAUGAUAAAAGAACGGAUUUUUUAAUCACAGUAGAUGUUGAAAAGAUUUUGUUUCACUCUUAAUAGAUGUAAGCAGCGAGGCUAAUUAUUAUUAUGUCAGUCUGAAUGAAGACAGAUAAAUCAACGCAAAAACUAUCUAAACUUGUUUGAAAAGGGAAGUUGUGUUAGUGACCAUUAACAUAAAUCAGCUUUGGGAUUUUCUUGUUUUUUUUUUCAAAUUUGUAAAGAAAUCAGUUAUAAUUCCAUAAACUCGAAGUUGCUAUGCAAUGGAAAGCUUCUAUCAUACACAAGUCUAAUUCUUUUCAAAUAUACCGUAGUUCAUACCAUAAUACCACAAUAUAAUAAAUGCCCUUUCCCCUAUAAAGACACAUUGCUGUUCGUCUAUUUGAGGGUAAAAUUAACUGUACAGACCUUCAGUGUAUAUUAAACAGAAAGUGGUUUUAUUGUCAUAAUUUAAGGAAUACCAGCAGUCAUCGUUGGCUUGGUGGCUGCUAUUCGUCCUUCAUCUUAUGACAUGGGGAAAAGUUUGUAUAAGAACAUUACAUGCGGAUCACGGAAAAUUGCCACGAAGAUCGAAAGAACCAGGUACACUGAUAUUACAUUGACAACCUUACUGUUACUGUAGUUUAAUGUCAUUAUAGUAAUAUAUCAUUUUUGGCCAUCUCAUUAUUCUCAAUUAUCAUCAUUAUCAUGCUCAUCAUCAUCGUCACCAACAUCAUCGACAUCGUCAUCAAUAUCAUCAACAACUACAACUCAAACACGACAUGAUCGUUAUCAUCCGGCGAGCAUCAUCAUUUUAAACGUUAUUAGCUCGCUUUAAAUUAUUCCUGUGUUUACAGGUGCUGGAUAAACGGAAGUCAGUGGAUUUACCAAGGUCCAGUUUUAGCAAUUCUCUUGGUGAGCACCAAUGAUUUCACAUGGCAUUCACGCAGCCGUUUCCCAAGGUUGAGGGUGAAAUUUGCUUUACAAGCUAAGAAUUAAACCCGUGGCCCUCCAACUAAACGGAAACACAUUGUAGUUCAAAUUGCAAUUUGUGGGUUUUGGAAGACAGAUAAGAUUCGAAGUACCCGAAGGGAAACCUCUCGAAGAAAACAAAAAGAACAAUGACAACAACAAAAUCAACCUUCGUAUGGUGUCCAACCGGGGGACUUAAAACCAGGCCUCAUUGGUGGAAGGUGGGGACUCUCACAACUACACCAGCCCUAGUGCUCCUUUGGGCCAUGAAGUCUAAGCUUACCACGUAUAUAUGCAGCAUACUCAGAAAUGGAUUGCCUAGACAGAGUUACGAAACCAGCUUUGGGUUCGAGGCCUGACAGCCACUACAAUAUGUAGUAUAAGACGAUGAAUGUUAGAGUUUAAAUUUUUUACCUCUCGCAGAUAAUCAACAUGGAUGAGGGUGCAAUACAAACCGAGAAGUGUGUCACUUGAAAAUUUUAUUGCUCAUUGAUACAAAAUUCAUCUUUUGACUCACAGCAGUUUACCUUCAAGCUUACUCAGUGCUGUUUAAUUACUGGUUACCUCCCUUCGGGAUUUCAUUUUAUGCCCUUUCGCCGGCAGUUCAACGACAUUAUUUUUUACAUUGCAGAUAAACUUGAUUCUGUUCGUGAUCAUUUUGAGAGUUGUAUUUGGUAAAAUAUCCAGCAAAUAUGGCAAAAAUAAAAUAGACGCUGCAAGGUAAGUUUACUUGUACAACUAUAAGAAGGCUCGAUACUAAAAUAUUUCUAAUAUUCCUGUAGGUUAAUUUACAACUACGGAAAAUAGCUAUUGAGAACACUUGAUAGAUUGCGCAAUUUAUAGUAACACGCUUUUGAAAAAUCGUGAAUGUCUCUUUAUAGGAGAGGCAUAAGAAGUACUCUUGCCCUGCUUCCCCUUCUUGGGGUCACGUGGUUGUUGGGAUACUUUGUUGAUUUCCACGAUGCCUUGAAGUAUGCUUUCAUUUUGGUGAACUCUUUAAUGGUAAGUACCGGUAAAGCUCCAUGGGUAAGUUUAAAUUAUUGAUGUAUUUAUCCCUAGAGUAGACCAAGUUCAGCUGCUCGUUAAUUUGCAGUCUUUUUGUAGAGAAGUAGAAAUAUCAUGACUUCUGCUAACCGAUAAGACUCAGGCUGAUGCUCAAGUGAUAAAGAAAUCAAGAAAGCUUCUUUUCCAAAAACUAGCGAGGCUGACAGAGAAUUUUUGUUGAGAGUUUGAAAACAGAAGUCCCCUUGCCAUACGUGCUGACUCAGUAUUUGUUUUUGAUCAUAGGGACUUGUUUUUUGCAUCUUCCAUUGUGUUUUGGAUGACCAGGUAAGAGGCAUGGUGAAUUCUCAGCCUUUUGCUAGUUUUCCUAUUGAACAGGUGAGCGACAAUCAGUUAAUGACAGUUGAAUUGCAUGACCAACUACAGUGGAACCUUGAUAUAACGAACUCUACAUAUCGAAGUCCUCGGUAUAACGAACAAUUUUCUUUACUCCAGCAAUAGUAACGUGUAUGAAAAAGAACCUUGAUAUAACGAAACAUCGAUAAAGAGAACAAAUUUUGCCAGUCUCCUGGCCCUUGGUUGAAUCGAGGUUACACUGUAAAUAUGAAUGUUCAUCACUCAAAUAUUUCUACACCAGGUUAGAGAGGCUCUGCGAGCACGUAAAGCCCGUAGAAGAAAACAGUCAGACCAGAAAACAGGAACAACGCCCGCCUCCAAUCCCACGACACCAACUGCCGACAAAAACAGUCGCAUUGACAAGUUUGUAUUUUCUGGUAAGGAAGAGAGUAUAAGGAAGAAAAAAAAAAAAGAAAAUGAAAGAAAGAGGAAAAAAAUAAGACGAGAAAAAAUUAGAGAAAUCAGUUGAAUGAUUUCAUUUUUUAUUUUUCAAUGCAUUCUUACAUGUAACGUUUUCUCUAUAACUCGGUGAGUAUAAACACACACGUAAAGAAGAAAGAGUUAGUUGAGGCCUUUAUGACAACUACUGUUUCAAAAAGUUUCUUUAAAACAUGCCUCAAAAGUGCCCAAAAAUGAGGGAAUACGUUUGAAAGAAACUGUGGCGCUACCUCGAUCGUUGGGGAGUGGAACAAAAAAAAAAUUAACUUAAUCAAAAACUAAUUCAAUAAAACCCUUAAGAAAAAGAUUCAAACGCUGAGAUUCCGAGCUCUAGCAUCUCAGCCGAGAGCAAACAGACUUGAGUCGAGAGAGUUCGCAUGUAGAUCUCCCUUGACAGAGAGACAACAUACUAAAAUUCGUUGCUUUUAUUCUGCAGGAAAGAGUAACGGAAAAGAGGAUGUGAUUAUGGUGAUAAGCGAAGGACAAGAUGAGUCCAGGAUCUGA
Porites lobata is the source of this 11191-nucleotide messenger RNA. The record is from the annotation of a GenBank genome assembly. Lineage: Eukaryota; Metazoa; Cnidaria; Anthozoa; Scleractinia; Poritidae.